Molecule: messenger RNA, 1339 nt
Organism: Phlebotomus papatasi
Lineage: Eukaryota; Metazoa; Arthropoda; Insecta; Diptera; Psychodidae
Gene: Den1
Product: sentrin-specific protease 8
Exons: 1
Coding region: 286-924 (212 amino acids)
Biological process (GO): proteolysis
Molecular function (GO): cysteine-type peptidase activity; deNEDDylase activity
Source: RefSeq, a predicted model, not a curated record
AUCACGGUGAGUGUCUGUUAUGUUGCCAAAUUGUGUUUUUCCUCAUUUCCCAGAGAAUUCCCUCCAAAAGUGAGGUUAUGUUUAUUUGUCAAGAGGGCAGGAAAAUCUCUUGCAAUUGUGUCGAUUUUUGCCAUUCACGAGCUAAUUUAAUUAGAAAAUUCUAGAUUGUUAUGCAAAUUAGUGAUCUGUGUGAGGGAGUUUUGUGACAAAGAAUCACAGAAAAAUCUGUGGUAAAUCGCAGACUCGGUUGGGUUUUAUUUUAGUGUUUCGGGAGUUUUUGAACAGAUGAACAUGCCAGACAGACAAGUGCUCUCCUUCCAUGAAAGCCUCCUGCGGGAAUCAGAUAUUGAUCUCCUGAGAGGCCCACAUUGGCUCAAUGACCAGAUAAUCUCCUUCUACUUUGAAUAUCUCGAGAAAGUGAUCUACAAGGACAUCGAGGAGUUCCUCUUUGUGUCUCCGGAAGUGACUCAGUGCCUGAAAAUUGUCUCAAGGAAUGAGGCUAGUAUCUUUCUCUCCCCCCUAAAAGCCACACAGAGGGAUCUCAUAUUUUUCGCGUUGAAUGACAAUGAGAAUACCUCAGCUGGAGGAUCACAUUGGAGUCUUCUGGUUCUCUCAAGACCCGAAAACACCUUUUUUCACUUUGACUCAUCCUCUGGGAGCAAUUUGAGCAGCAGUAGGGUAUUCUUUAGUCGCCUGCGAGAGCCCCUGGGGUGUCCGGAUGCCGAUCUGCAGCAGCACAAGUGCCUGCAGCAAUCAAAUGGCUAUGACUGUGGAAUCCAUCUGAUUUGUGUCACUGACCAGGUGGCCGAAUAUGCUCGACGAACGGAUAGAGUUAGCGGAACCCCGUCAAUUUCCUAUCAACAGGUCUCUCGGAAACGGAGAGAGAUUUUAGAAAUUAUCCUGGAGCUUGGUGGAGCAAUCUAGCCGCAGUGAACAACUACCUGUACCUUCACAAAUAUUAACAAUUUAUUUAUUAAAAAAAAUCCUCGUUAAAAAUGAAUCCCAUCUCCUAAGCGACAAUUUCGGGGGCCACCCAGCCUCCGAAGGCACGCUCAAGUUCACAAGCCACAGCCAGGGACAGACGGUCCUGAUUCACAGCCGACACCACUUGCAGUCCAAUGGGAAGGCCCUCGGAGCCCAGACCCAGGGGACAGGCGGUCGCAGGGAGACCCAAGAUGUUGAUGAUGCCCGUGUAGGAGAAAUUGAGGGCCCUCACCAGGGGUUCGUAGUGAUACGGUGCCUACAAAAUGAGAUUCAAUAAAUUAUAUUUCCGGUUUAAAUUGUGUUCAAAUACUAAAUUAAAAAAAUCAAAUAAAUUUUCUGUUCAUUUAAAAAAAAA